Neoarius graeffei (lesser salmon catfish) is the source of this 810-nucleotide messenger RNA. RefSeq names its product butyrophilin-like protein 8. Gene Ontology annotation, cellular component: external side of plasma membrane. Gene Ontology annotation, biological process: negative regulation of T cell proliferation; positive regulation of T cell proliferation; cellular response to lipopolysaccharide. NCBI's taxonomy places the organism in Eukaryota, Metazoa, Chordata, Actinopteri, Siluriformes, Ariidae. The transcript has 7 exons. The coding region runs from base 1 to 810 and encodes 269 amino acids. The record is from RefSeq and is a predicted model, not a curated record.
AUGACCAGAGGGUUCAGUGUCCAUGGUCCGUCUGAUCCUUUCACUGUCCAGAUGGGAGGCUCAGUGAUGCUGCCGUGCUUUGUAGACACUCCUCUACCAAUGGAAGGACUGGAAGUAGAGUCGAAAAGAAAUGACUAUGAAACUCUAGUGCACUUGUGGCAGGAUGGAGAGAGUCAACCAGAGUCUCAGAACCAGCGUUAUCAGGAAAGAGCUCAUUUCUUCACUGAGGAGAUCAUUCAUGGAAACUUCUCUCUCUUCCUUACAAGUUUGACCCGGGAAGAUGUAGGAGUUUAUAAGUGUGUUGUUUACACAAACAUGGACUCCAGUGAAAUUCUGAUUGAAAUCAAGGAGAUUGAAACAAUUCUCAUUUCAGAUACAACCCACGUUAUAUCUGCGUAUGUGGGUGAAGAUAUCACUCUGAAUUGCUCUGUAGACUCACAUAUCCCACUAGAAAAUAUAGAAGAAGUGUCAUGGAAGAAAAUGGAUGAAGAUAUCUUAGUGCUGCUCUAUCAAGAGGGUGAGGUCCUGAUAGAUUCGUCCCAUGAGAGAUACAAAGACAGAGUAGAAUUUGCUGAAAAAAGAAACAAAGGAAACUUCUCAUUGAGACUGAAGGAUGUCCGAACUGAGGACAAAGGGCGGUAUAUGUGUUUAGCAUUCUCUGGGGAAUUGUCAGAUAACACAACAGUGGAAGUGGGCAAAGUCUUCUCUUCCAUUAAGGUAUAUCUCGCUGCCAUUUCAGCUUGUCAUGUAGGUUUUGGGAAUGCAACAGUGGCCUGUCAGAGAUUGGUAGCAGACGGAUCACGCAUGUGA